UUAAAAUGUUUGUUUAUUCGGCUAUUUACCAAAAUAAGGUUUAAUUUAACAAACAAAAUGAGUGAAAAAAGGCGACUCGUGUGCAUUAAUUGUGGACACAGAGCCAAGGAACUAUUCAAGAAAUAUAGCAAUUCUCUAAAAACCACCCAAUGCGAUAAAUGUCACCAAACCACUGAUAAAUACAUAGAGUUCGAGGAGUUUAUCAUAUUAAUAGAUGCACUUCUGUUGGAUUCUUGCGCCUUCCGUCACAUAAUAUACAAUGGAGACUUUAAAUUAUAUUGGAAGAUUUCGUUGGUUGUGCUGCUUUUGGAAUCCUUUGCGCUGUGCCGCCAAAAACUCCCUGAACAUUCGGAUGCCUCUUUAAACGUACACGAAAAAGGUUUCUACACAUAUACGCUUCAAAAUAUAGGAGAUUACCUUUUUAUGACGUUAUUGCUACUAAUAAUUACAGUCACUCUAAGUAUUGAUUGGAUGAAGAAGAUGGGUCCUCGCAGUUUUACUUUAAUUAUUUUCAAAGUGGUACUGAUCUCGAAUUUGUCCAAGUUCUUUCUUCUGCCCAUUUUAGUGUGGCGUAAUAACACAACCGUUUUUGGGCGGAGUUUGCACCAUGUCCUGGUCAUGGGCCAUCACCUCUGCUCCCUGGUCAUCGCCUACGAGGCAGUCGGAGCAACUAGAAAGGACCUUCGAUGGUGGGCCCUAACAUUGGUAGUCAUUGCCUUCGCCUUCAAGGAAUCUGCAAGGCAGUUUGUCUCACUGUUGUUGGAGGAACAUUUUACGUAAAAGAGAAAUUGUUACGGCAAUUGUUUAUAAAAGGCUGAAAAUUAAAAUACAAUUUCCUAUGUACGACGUUAUUGCCAAAUAAAUUAAUUCUAAAUAUUAAAAUAGAAAAUAUAGCAGUUAAAUUGCGGGCAUAGAACAAAACAUAGUUGAUAAGCUUCUAACUUAAUAUAUUUCUAAAAUAAUUAACCAGAGAUUGCUAGAGCAGUGCAAUUAAACUAUAUUAUCAAAAAACGCAACGAUCGACUUUAUU
Molecule: messenger RNA, 1030 nt
Organism: Drosophila rhopaloa
Lineage: Eukaryota; Metazoa; Arthropoda; Insecta; Diptera; Drosophilidae
Gene: Arv1
Product: protein ARV1
Exons: 4
Coding region: 58-780 (240 amino acids)
Biological process (GO): sphingolipid metabolic process; intracellular sterol transport; regulation of plasma membrane sterol distribution
Cellular component (GO): cortical endoplasmic reticulum; Golgi apparatus
Source: RefSeq, a predicted model, not a curated record